GGAUUCUACAUUUCAUUUAUUAGAGUUCAGGCUUUUAUCAUUUUUCUUGUUUUGACAUGUAAGUUCUUUUUAAAGACUGUCUUUUUGAUUUCUAACAGCUUUUUCCCAGAACAGCAAGGGUUGCGCAGUGUCUGAUCUCUGCAAAGUGAACUAAAACUUUCCAAUUUGAGAGAGGCUCCUUGCUAGUGAUUUAUGUAGCCAACAUAAUUAAGAACUGUCAGGCAAUUCUUAAUUAAAAGUUCAUGUCUGUGUCAUUUGUCCGGAAUUGGUGUGGAGCUGAGCAGUCUGUGAUUAUUUCACUCAUCAUGUCUUGCACUAACACUGCUGUUCUGCUCUCUGGUAUCUCGAGUCUUCCAAGAUUCAGUAAAACCRAACAUAAGGCUGAAGAUCUCGUUAAUCUUACGCCCAAGUUCCCAGGACUUKCUGAUUUUCAACCUUUAUCCCUCUGGAGUACAGAAAGAUGAUCACAAGUGAUCGGAUUACCCUGGGCUGAAGCUUUUCUGUGCCUCUGCAUGUGGCAGCUCUGCUGAAGCUGCAGGAGAGAGCUCCAGGCACAGAGUUUCUCUUCAGAUGGGAUCUCAGUUUGCCCAACUCCCUCACCUGCAAGCUGAGAGCAGAUGGGCUGUGCCUUGAAGUCAGAGUUGGAAUCUCUCAUCAAGUCAGAGAACAGUGAUUCCCAGUCUCUUCCUGACUGGGAUUCAAGCAUGGAUCUGGAUGUGAGCAGCUGGAGAAAUACUGAAGAGGAGGACAUGGGGAAGCUAGAGGGGAGCAGCCAAGAGACCGACCAUGAGAUGGAGCUGAGUGAGCCUCUCUGGAAGGAUGAGAGUGAAGAUGACCAAGAGGCAGAGAAACCAUGUGAAAGCGACAAUCUUUUCCAGUUCCUCCUGGAGGUAACCCAGAUGCUGGAAUCUUUCUGCAUUAGCAGCACAGAGUCAUCACAGACUCCGUGGGAUUAUUGUGGCUCAGGGAAGCAGAGUGAUGGGGAAGAUGGGAGAUGCCAGGAAAAGUCCACAGGAGCAGCAGUCUCGGGAGCAGAGGAUAGUCAGCCACACAUCCUGGCCAAAGWUGAGGAAGAACACUUCCUGGGAAGAGAGGGCAAGACUCAAGAGACRCCYRGAGAACCACCCUUGGGUGAGCUGCRUCCACCAGAGAUGAGYGCUCAGGCCGUGGAUCCAGAGGACAGUGACAGCACCUCUGCAGCUCCAGUGCUGGACUCCACAGGCUCUCCCAACAUGCACCUGCUGCAGCCGAGCUGUAAUAACCCCCUCCAGCACCUGAUCCUCAGGAAAAGGCUGCUGUCCUUCUGGAGGAUGAUAGCCAGUCACAGGUUCAGCAGACCAUUCCUGAAACCAGUGUCAGAGAAACAAGCCCCUGGAUACAAGGAUGUGGUAAAGAGACCCAUGGAUUUAAGCAGCAUAAAGAGGAGGCUSUCAAAGGGACACAUUCAGUCCCUGAUGCAGUUCCAGCGUGACCUCAUGCUCAUGUUCCAGAACGCGGUGAUGUACAACAACUCGGACCACCACGUGUUCCACGUCGCUGUGGAGAUGCAGCGAGAGGUCUUCGAGCAGCUGCAGGUCUUGGCUGAAGCCCUCCUGUUCUCCAGGGACACUCUGGAGUGAGGGAGAAGGUAACCAGCCCUAUCUGAGGCCUCUCU
This is a messenger RNA of Malurus melanocephalus (red-backed fairy wren), 1654 nucleotides long. Its product is annotated as bromodomain-containing protein 8-like. Gene Ontology annotation, cellular component: NuA4 histone acetyltransferase complex. Gene Ontology annotation, molecular function: protein binding. NCBI's taxonomy places the organism in Eukaryota, Metazoa, Chordata, Aves, Passeriformes, Maluridae. The transcript is spliced from 7 exons. Bases 618 to 1619 code for a protein of 333 amino acids. The record is from RefSeq and is a predicted model, not a curated record.